Trichobilharzia szidati is the source of this 1062-nucleotide messenger RNA. NCBI's taxonomy places the organism in Eukaryota, Metazoa, Platyhelminthes, Trematoda, Strigeidida, Schistosomatidae. The record is from the annotation of a GenBank genome assembly.
AUGCCAAAUAAUUGUCCAUUUCCAGUUUAUUUUCGUGAUCGAUAUCCUGCCGAUCUAUUCCGUGUCCAUCAGCGUUUAACGCGGCCUAAUUGUUCACAGCAUGUCUUUACAGAUUAUUAUUAUAUCAUUAUUAAUUGUAUAAUCCCGUAUACAUCGAUACUCAGCUUUCUCACUGGUAUCCCAUUGAUUGUCCUGCUCAAAUUGAAAGUGAAAGCAACAAAUUACUAUCUGCACUACUGGGGUAUAUUCAUCCUAUUCAGUCAUAUCACCUAUUUCAUUAUCACAGCAUGUCAAUGGUUAUAUUACCUGAUCAAUUCAAAAUCACUGACCAUUUCAUCCGAUUGGAUGUGUAAGUUGAUGAGUUCCGCGUUCCGUUUCAUCACCUACAUACAAUUUAAUUCGACAAUCUUAAUUAUUAGUCGUGAACUCUUGGUGUACAAUAGACGACUACGUCGAUGGAGUCGUGAAUUCAUUCUGAUGUAUAGUACACCGUCGAGAUCGAUAUUUUGGUUGAUGCUUAGUCUAAGCAUUCUCCUGUCGGUUCUCCAGACAUUACCAACUUAUUUUAUUAGUCAAUUGAAUUGUGACAAUGACAAGCAUCCUACUACUAAUAAUAAUAAUAAAUCGACAGCGACAACGGGGAGUGAUGUGGUUCCCCACUGUCAGUGUAUCAUUCAACCGAUAUGGUCGAGUAUCUCCGAUGACUACCGCUUUUGGUAUAAAUUACAUCGAAUUGUGUUUUGUGAAGGUGUCCUACCUAUCGUCUGCUUGAUAUUUCUCUCUCAGAAAUUACUGCUGAAAUUGAAAAUCCAUUGUCUUAUUGUCCAAGCUAUGCGACAUGAUGUUUCUUCAGGCCAAGGAUUGCAUAACACCCUCCAAGAGACAUCUUUUCAAUCGUAUCAAUCGGAUUACUCACCGCCAGGUGAGCGUAAUCUGCCCAAAAAGAUGGAAUAUUAUUAUGCUAAGCUGAUGAAUCGAUCAAGGGAAGGCUUGGAGUCGCUGAAAUCUCGGUCAAAAUUGGCUGGACUACUGAGGCGGAAAUCAUCAAAACAGUUGGAGUGA